Molecule: messenger RNA, 2234 nt
Organism: Thalassophryne amazonica
Lineage: Eukaryota; Metazoa; Chordata; Actinopteri; Batrachoidiformes; Batrachoididae
Gene: slc52a2
Product: solute carrier family 52 member 2
Exons: 5
Coding region: 28-1347 (439 amino acids)
Biological process (GO): riboflavin transport
Cellular component (GO): plasma membrane
Molecular function (GO): riboflavin transmembrane transporter activity
Source: RefSeq, a predicted model, not a curated record
UUUAGUUUUAGCCGCAGUUGAGGAACCAUGUCGGGCAGCUGGUGGAGCGCUGAGGCGGUGACUCACGGCCUAAUAGCGCUCUUUGCUAUGGGCUCGUGGAUUUCUGUCAACAGUUUGUGGGUUGAACUCCCGGUGAUUGUCGACGUGCUGCCCGAAGGGUGGAACUUGCCAGCGUACCUCUCAGUUCUGAUUGCAUUUGGGAACCUGGGUCCAAUAAUGGUCACCAUCACUCAUCACUGUGCUCCAGGACGGUUAAACGAGCGCCUCCUUAUCCACUGUAUCCAGAUUCUAGCAGUGGUGGCAUCCAUUUUUCUGGCAGUCUUCUGGUCGCACACAGUCACUGUAGCUGGGGUAAAAAGAUCAGUACCAUUCCUGCUCCUCACGUUUGUCUUGUCUUUGGUGUGCUGUACGUCCAGCGUCACCUUCCUGCCUAUUAUGUUUCAGUACCCUCCUCAGUAUAUUCGUACUUUCUUCAUUGGACAGGGUCUCAGUGCCUUGUUCCCUUGCAUUGUGGCUUUAGGACAAGGUGUUAGCAAGCUGGAGUGUAAAAUAGUCAACGGCACUGUGAAGCCGGAGUAUUUAAGAGAGAAUUUCCCUGCCCAGAACUUCUUUGGGUUCUUGUUUGUCAUGCUGUCAGUCUCAACCCUGAGCUACUUUUUACUGACACGAAGGCAAACUGCACUGCAACAAGAUGAACCACAGCAGGAGUCUGGCGAUGUGGAUGCUGCAAUGAAAGUUGAGGAGAUGGAUCUGCUGCACAACGGAGGGAUGUCAAUGUCUUCAAAAGAGGUUGUGGUGGAGGAACAAUCAUCUGCUCAGACAUUUUGGAACCUACGUAACAUCUACUUUCUGACUCUGCUUGCGAUCUCAAACGCCCUCACCAACGGCGUUCUGCCAUCUGUUCAGAGUUUCUCCUGUUUGCCCUACAAUGCUAUGACCUUUCAUCUCUCUGUGGUCCUUGGCAACAUCGCAAAUCCACUAGCCUGCUUUCUAGCCAUGUUUGUCAUUCUCAGGUCUUCCAGCAGUUUGAGCCUCUUGUCUUUGGCAGGGGGUGUAUUUGCGGCAUAUCUCUUGGCAUUAGCGGCUCUCAGCCCAUGUCCACCGCUCCUUGGAAAGACUGCUGGUGUGGUUCUAGUGGUUCUCUCUUGGAUAAUAUUCACUGGCCUCUUCUCCUACCUGAAGGUGGUUAUUGGGACUUUGCUUCACGAAGCGGGCCACACCGCCCUGCUGUGGUGCGGAAUCGCUAUCCAGGCGGGCUCCCUUAUCGGAGCACUGACUAUGUUCCCUCUGGUCAAUGUCUACCACGUGUUCACCCGUGCUCAGGAGUGCGUGGAUAACUGCGGUUAAUCCUGUGAGUUUGUGCACAAAGCUCCAAUUCAUCAGGACUGGGAAAUGACCAGAUCUCUCUACAUGUGGCAUUAUUGAUUUAACCCAUAAACGUCCUGCCAUGCCUCGGCCUCAUUGGAAAGUGAACAUGUGGCCUCUUUGAAUUACAGUUGUGAUGAUGUAAUUAAUAUGAUUGUAUGAUUUUUUUGUGUCUGUGUUUUUGCUUAGAUAAAACUGUUCAAUGACAUUCUUUGAUGUCCAGUGGUGGGCACAGUUCUGCUAAUCCGCUUACAGCUAAUUAGAAAACGUAACUUUUUCGUUAGCGGAUUACCUUUUCAGGUAAUUUUUAUAACCAUCAGUGGACCACUUGGCUUUUGCUAACUUUCAGUCCGCUGGCAUAGUGAGUAAAUCUUAACAAUCAAAAACAUUUGUAAACCCUAAAAUCAUACAUGUUAAUUCCUGCCUGUUGUGUGUUUUGAAUGUUUUGAAACAGUCAGGUCGCUGUGAGGAGCUCAAAUAGAUUUUUUUUUUUCCCCCCUAAAUGCUUUUUAUGUAAUACAGUUGAUGGAAAAAUGAACAAUGUAUUUAUUUGUAUUUUUGCUUGUAUGAACAGUGCCUGCCUGAGCUCACUAAGGGGAUUUAAUGAAUUCUUGUUGAUCUAUUCUUCCUUUUCCCUGGAGGAAGAUGAAUGUUGUUGAAACCGGCUGUGAACAUGUGAUGUCCUUGUUUGAAGAUUACCCUUAAAAGUUAAAUAAUCAUCCAAGUCAGGGAGUCAUGAUUGGUUACGUGUUCUGUGUCGCUCUGAGGAGGGGGUAAUCUUUUGAUGCGAAUUCAGGACUUUGACUUCUCUACAUUGUGAAAACUCAAACAUCUCCAUUAAACAGCCCGUGAGUAUGUACAUGGACAAA